Botrytis byssoidea is the source of this 2616-nucleotide messenger RNA. RefSeq lists its product as uncharacterized. The transcript has 13 exons. NCBI's taxonomy places the organism in Eukaryota, Fungi, Ascomycota, Leotiomycetes, Helotiales, Sclerotiniaceae. The record is from RefSeq and is a predicted model, not a curated record. The coding region runs from base 1 to 2616 and encodes 871 amino acids.
AUGCCUCCUCGUCCAUGCUGGCGACCGCAAAUACCUCGUACUGAGCUUGCGGACAUAUACGGCCAUCUCGCCGAGCCGGAACUUCAAGGUAUUAUACCAUUGAAGAGCGGCCUCACGCCAGUAACUUUGAAACCGCAUUCUACCAAUCAUGAGAGAAAAUUCGCCGAUGAUGUGCGCUGGCUACAGAGGCUUUACUAUGGAAAUUUCACCGUUGCUGAGUUGGAGAGGUUGGAUGCCUUGGCACCACUUUACCACAUCUAUGAAGACGAAACUGCGAUUAACCCAAAUACUGACAUUACCAUCCAUCCCGUGAUGCAAAGAAAAAAGUGGGAUUAUCCGUUGCCAAAUCACUUAGCCGACUUUCCUUUGGGAGGAGACUUGGAUGGGUACUGGAAUGCUGGUACGGAUGAUACUGCGUGGGAAGCCGUACUUCCAUCUAUUAGAAUAGCAAGCUUGUAUAUCUCGCAUGCGGAUUUGUGGCCAUGGUUUGAUGGUCUGCUUGCCGCCGAGUGGACUGACAUUCCACCGUCAGAGGUUCCCUUCUCCUUGAUGACUCCACGUUCAGGCUGGAAACGAUUCAAUGCUAGAGAUCCUCUAGUAUGUGGAACUGAAGCAGGUAGAAGAAAAGUCCGAGACACAAUAUUGAGCCAUUCUAAGAAUAUAUAUUUCCGCCUAACAAGUUCUUAUACCGAUCCAGCAAAUGGUGUUCUAGCAGUAGAUCACAAGCUUGGAAGUAUCGCUGGACAAACGUUAACCAGCGCAAUAAGCAAUAUUUCUGUUGUAACCAUUAGUUUCCAUGCCCUUGCAGCUUUGCUUCCUGGAACGGUCGAAAAAUUGAAUACUGCAGAAAGACGUAUGGUUCAAGGAGAAGUUGCAAAGACCAUCAUACAUGAGCUUGGUCAUGCCCUUUUCCAGCAAACUUACAAAGCCUAUUUGCCCAACCAUAAUGGCACGGAGAUAUAUUUUCAUAAGGAAGUAAUUUCGGAAAUGGGGAUAUCGGUAUAUGGCGGGACUACACGAUCUCUUCGUAGUGCACAAGAUGAUUCGCUGCUCGAUUUGGUGGAUAUGGGAAGCAAAAGCAGAUUCGAAUAUUUUGUGAGGAAAUAUGGAACCGAAACUGUGAAAUAUAAAAAGGUUACAGGUACAAAGACUGAUCUCAAGGAAGACGGUACGAGAUUCGCUGAUACCAGGGAUCCGUUCACCGAGUUUGAGGGCAUACCAAACAAUAAUCAACAUACCAUGUUAAGAUCGGAGACAAUGGAUACUUCAGAGCCCCCUCGCAAGCGAGGAAGGGUCCCAACCGCCCCAGCUGCCGUCGUGCGAAAGGCUCGUACUUUCCGAGGGCCAAGGCGCACGCAGGAAAGAAACCCACAAAUGGAAUCGCUUUCUGAAUUCUUAGAUCCAGAUUUACCGCCUUGUCCUCGGUUCGACGAGAUUAGCAGGUAUUUAAUCAAUAAUCGUCGAGAGUUGGCCCUGCACACAAUGUGUUUUGCCAUGCCUGAGAAUACUUUGCGUGAUUAUAUUUUGCGACUUGGUGGGCUGGAAAUUAGUGCCAAAGAAUGGCGUGCGUAUCUUCUUCAUUGCGAGGCCGUCCCGUAUCUCUUCAGGUUCCAGCCGCAUGGAAGAAUUCGUGACAUCUCGACUUAUCGUGGCUCCAUCCAACUUCAUGCUUCAAGCUGGCCCAAGACGGAUCUUCCACGCUUCAAGGCAAUCGAUACAGGGGAUGCAACUUUUAUGAAGAACCUCCUCAAAGGUAUGAGACUUUGCAUCGCUAUGGACGCUCUUUCGAAAAAAUACGAGCAAUUUUUGGAUCAGAUAUGGCUACAUUCUGUCUUCUGGGACGUCGACAUUGAGACCUUCCUUACUUUGUUCAACGCCGAUGUCAAACAGGGUGAUGGAGUAGCGAGCAUGGUUGGACUAGGUUUGAUGACCAAGAAAGAAGUUGAAGAUUUGAUACAGGUUUUGGCUUCUAUUCGAUUAGUACUUACUUGGGCUCCAAAGGGCAUCAUCCGUCGCUUACCACUAACUACUACGGAAUGCAAAGAACUCACCAGUGGUGGAACAAGCCUAAGAGAUAUUAUUCUGCCCAAAGGUCGAUCACUGAUUGAUUGGGAUGCGGGAUAUGAGGCUUUGUGUGAGUGGGAUGACGACGAUAUGGUAACUGAUCUGGAAGCGCUGGACGAGGGGGACACGGGUAUCACGUAUGCUGACGGGCGACACGAAAGCGCCAAGGAAUACGCAAUGCGCACCGAACCGCCGCCGGUCAAAACGCAAGCACAGUUGGAAUCGGAAGAAUACGAGCGGCAGAUCUCGGCUUUGGAUAAUUCGAUUCUGGCAUAUCUUGCGGCGCACCCGGAGGCUUCUGACGAGGAGAUUUUUGAAAAGUCGUUUUGGGAAUUGUGGAAGGGGUUUUAUCCGAAUGGGGUGAGGGAGGAUGCGCUGGAGGAAUUUGCUGAUUCGUUGCCGCAUGUUAGGGCGGUGGGGAAGGGGGGGGAGGGAGUGGGGGGGCAGGGGCAGGGUGUGAAUUUGGAGAGUGUUGUGAAGGCUUUGAUGAAAGGGGGAGAGGGAGGGGGAGGGGGAGGGGGAGGGGGAGGGGGGGAUUGUCCUACUAUGUGA